Microcebus murinus (gray mouse lemur) is the source of this 2818-nucleotide messenger RNA. It is a transcript of the gene TMEM167B, whose product is annotated as transmembrane protein 167B. The record is from RefSeq and is a predicted model, not a curated record. Lineage: Eukaryota; Metazoa; Chordata; Mammalia; Primates; Cheirogaleidae.
UUGCGUACUACGGCUCCUGCCCGUCGUCUCGGCCCGGAUCGGGAAGUGUCAAGUGGGAGUCGGGUUUCCCCGCCUUCGCCGCUGCCACCGCUGAACCCAGACCCUCUACCUAGUUCCAGGCCCAUCCGUCAUGACGAACGUGUACUCCUUGGAUGGGAUUCUGGUAUUCGGUUUGCUCUUUGUUUGCACCUGUGCCUACUUCAAGAAAGUACCUCGUCUCAAAACCUGGCUGCUAUCAGAGAAGAAGGGCGUUUGGGGUGUGUUUUACAAAGCUGCUGUGAUUGGAACCAGGCUGCAUGCUGCUGUGGCAAUUGCUUGUGUUGUAAUGGCCUUUUAUGUCCUGUUUAUAAAAUGAAUCCCAAAGUAUCCAACUCAUCAGUUGCCAACCAAGGGGGCGUGGAUGAAGAACCUUUUGGAGGCCUGGACCCACUGUAGAAGAGUUCAGCUAAAAUCAUCGAAGUCCCCAGGAUGACACCACAGUAUCUGCCCCUGCCACACGUGAGGAAAACUCCUUAUGGUCAUGAACAUUAUAUAUGCUUCAGGGGACUCUACAAAGUCAGCUUCCUUUGAUCUGUGUGUAAAUCAGUCCUUGACAGAGUGCAUAUAAUGUCCAGAUAAAUUAUACUCCUUGGUGAUAAGAUUACAUACCUUCUGCUUAAAAACCUGUCACCUGUUUUGUUCUUCAGCCCCUCAUCAGGAUCUUUUCAAACUGAGGCUCGUUAGGGAAGGAAAUAGGCUGUGUUCAGACCUCUUGAGAGGAGAGAUAAUUUUCAAGACUUGACAUUUUUAAUGUUUGAUUUGGAUCUGGCAAAUUGGGGAGGGAGUGCUGGGUGGGAAACGGGAGUUAAGAAAUGCCAAGAAAUUGUUUGGCUUUGGGAACUUAUCUUUCAUAUGCCCAUCUGGGAACAUAAGCGACAGACAUGGCCCUGUUGCAACAAGAGAACAGAGGAAGUAGCUGUGCUAUGUAUGUGCUGGUUGUUCAAGAGUUAUGCCACGAGAAUCUGGACCUACAUAAAAUUUGUGAAUUAUCUGUGAUGAGACCAGAAAGCAGUGGCUUAGACAAAAAAUUUCUGUUUGUUAGUAUCCCCAAAAGGAGAUGUCACUUGAUCAAAUGGUAUAUGAAAAUUAAUCAACUCUUACUAUUUCCUAAAGUCUUUUUAUAUUUUCUAAAUUACUUCGUGCUAAAUACUGUUACUCAAUUUGUAAUGCCACCACUAAGGGAAAAAGAAACUAUCGAAGAAAUAAUUGCUUAAUGUAUUAAUAUUUACAGUUAGAGUAGAAGAAACAAAUCUAGUAUGUUGAUUCAUAUACUAGUGAAUUCAUCUAGUAUAAGAAUUAUAAUGUUAAAUGGAAGUUUUGUCAUGUUCUAAAAGAUACAAACUUAUUUUUUUGUUUAAGUCUGGGUUGUCAUGGCAAUUUUUAGUUGAUUAUUUGUUUUUUUUGACCAACUCUUGAUUUUCUUCAUAUUGCAGUGCUCUUUAGUUGUCUCUGGAAAUUCUAUUUACUGUAAGAACAUGAGAAAUUCAAAUGAGAGAAGUUGUUGAUAUUCAUUAGCAUGUUUGGACAGGACAAAGGAUCCAUGAAUAAAAUGAUAGUGUUUCCUGAAGUAAAGGAAAACAAGAGGUUUGCAGUUAAGAUUGAAGGGCUUUGCCAUGGAGUAGAGUGACUCCUGAGCAAAUCAUUUUAUAUGACUUAACAUUUGAAGGGAAGACUUCUCCAUUCCAUCCUCCUUAUAUCUGCAAAGGGAUCAGCUGUUGAAUUUAUGAAGUCUAGAACUUCUCUAUUUAAAAGAAAAGUAGCUCUAAAAUUAAAUCAUUAUAAACAAGCAUAGAUAUAGGUCUUCCAGUUGAAUUGUCCAUUACAGUAAAACCUAACUGUGGGCAAGUUAACUGUUGAGUUGAGUUGAGUUGACUCUUGUGUGGCAGUAAAUUGUCUUUUGUCUGCUUCCUCCAAAAGAAUAAAAGCUGCUAAGAAGUUUAGAUUCUGAAAUUGCAGUCUAGUGCUUUGAGGGUUUCUAGAAGUAUAGAAAGUCAUCAGUGAACACUACAUGUCUAAUCAUCUCAGAGUUGUGGCUGUUAUCUCUUCAGGAAUUGGUCCACAGGGUAAAUUUCAGUGAUUCAUGUAUUUUCCAUUGUCAUUUCUGAGGACCUUUCACAUGAGAGAAAGGAAAUCCAGUGGAACAAGAAAGAAGAGUUACACCUUGUGGGUGUGAGUAUGGGACCUGUUGGUCAAAGGGAAUGUCCCUCCCUGGAAAUAGGUUCAGCAUGUUUUGCACUUGUUAUUUUGUAGCUUUAAUUACUUUUGUUUUCUAAUAGGGUUAAUGUCUCUAAGCUUGAUGCUUAGAGUUGCUUCAUACUUUAAACCAGUUCCAUUCCACAAUUCUAGUUCAAAUCAAUUUUUACAGCCUCCUGGGUGGGGCAUCUUGACCUAAAAUCUUGAGUUAUUGUAUUUUGAGAUGUCUUCAUACCAGAAUGUACCAAAAAGUGCACGAGGCAAAGGUAAUUGAUAGCAGGAAACAAAUACACAGCUUAUUUCAUUUUUUGACUUUAUGUAAACAGAUAAGAAAAAACUUAUUUAACUCAUUACUUUGAUGUUUCAUAGAUUUUUGAGUAAAAAUUAUAGGAAGUUAUUCCACUGGGGGAGUUUUUUAGGGGUGGAGGAAUGGGGAUAGCAGUAUUGCCUCAGAUUCAAACUGGCAUCACCAUAAACACUGUAUGCCAGGGUGGAAUGAAGUCAGCUCCUUUUUAUAGUUGAAAUACAAUUUUUUAUUCACCAUUGUAUGCACAAAUCCUUGAAAAUAAACUUUCCUUCCCUACAA